Molecule: messenger RNA, 120 nt
Organism: Funneliformis mosseae
Lineage: Eukaryota; Fungi; Glomeromycota; Glomeromycetes; Glomerales; Glomeraceae
Source: the annotation of a GenBank genome assembly
AGUAGUAUUUCAGAAGAAACAACAAUAUUUGAUGAUUUCUUUAUAGAUGAUAGUGAUAUUACGCCUCUAUUGCAACAAAAAAGUAAAGCAUUAGGUGGUAAACUAAAAGAUGAUGUAUAG